Messenger RNA from Oryctolagus cuniculus (rabbit), 249 nucleotides. The record is from RefSeq and is a predicted model, not a curated record. NCBI's taxonomy places the organism in Eukaryota, Metazoa, Chordata, Mammalia, Lagomorpha, Leporidae.
AUGCAGCCUAUUCCCUGCAGUAACUGCACUUGCUGUAUGCCCAAGGCCAAGGCCAUUAAGAAGUUCGUCAUUCGCAACAUAGUGGAGGCCGCAGCCGUCAGGAACACCUCUAAGGUGAGUGUUUCAGAUGCCUACAUGCUUCUCAAGCUGUAUGUGAAGCUACAUUAUUGUGUGAGUUGUGCCAUUCACAGCAAGGUGGUCAGCAAUCAGUCUUGUGAGGCCUGCAAGGAAUGGACACCACCACCCUGA